This is a messenger RNA of Macrosiphum euphorbiae (potato aphid), 411 nucleotides long. NCBI's taxonomy places the organism in Eukaryota, Metazoa, Arthropoda, Insecta, Hemiptera, Aphididae. The record is from the annotation of a GenBank genome assembly.
AUGCGCAACAGCAUGAAGGAGGACAUAAACACUACAUCAGCAGAGUUGGUAUAUGGUUGCACGUUAAGGUUACCAGGGGAGUUUAUUACACCUGGUAACGUCCACGAAGACCAAGGAACGUAUGCUGCCAAACUGCGUUUUUGGUUCGAUCAACUAAGGCCAACAUCAACAUCUGCCCACGGAAAAAAAAACAUAUUUGUGUACAAGGAUCUGAACAAUGCAAAUUAUGUUUUCCUAAGGAAAGACCAUGUGAAAAAACCGUUAGAGAGACCAUAUGAUGGGCCAUUUAAGGUUUUGGAUAGAACGAGCAAAACCAUGACGUUACUAAUCAGAAAUAAGGAGAAGAAAGUGUCAAUGGAUAGAGUCAAACCAGCAUAUAUUGAAGCACCGACCCAACAACCCCUUAACUAA